AUGAAACUCUUGACAUCUGAAGUUGAUGCUGAAGCGGAGAAAUGGGAUGAAUAUGCCGAAAAUGAUAUUGUGAAGCGAGCUAAAGCUAUGUCAUCAAUGGCCUAUAAUAUGUAUCUUUUUACGAGAGGUGAUGGUCCUCUAAAAACCACCCAUGAUCUCUUUACACAAGCUGAAUUCUUUGCCGAACAAGCCAACAAAAUGUAUAAAACUGUUCGCGAUUUCUCCUAUGAGGUACCGGGAAGUGCUGAGAAAAAUGAUUUGUCGAUGGUCUUAGAGAAAAUCCCUGUGCAUUGUCAGCAACUUCAAGUACUGGUCAAAAGUCCAACUGUAGGAAAAUCUGCCACUUUUUCAAAAGUUGAUUCUGUUAUUCAAGAAACGAAGAGUUUGAUGAAUGAAGUGGCUAAGCUUGUAACAGCUUGCUUCGUAUGUGCGACUAAGUACGAAAUCGAAUUCCGUGGUACGUCCGUACCGAGGCAACCGUUUACAGACUGCAGUGAAUACACUCAACGAAGCAGUCGGGAGUCUACCCUCUGGCGACGAACUCCAUCGAUGCGACGCACAACCACAGUUGCUCAACACAGUGAAGCCUAG
Messenger RNA from Dracunculus medinensis (Guinea worm), 591 nucleotides. The record is from the annotation of a GenBank genome assembly. Lineage: Eukaryota; Metazoa; Nematoda; Chromadorea; Rhabditida; Dracunculidae.